Molecule: messenger RNA, 179 nt
Organism: Soboliphyme baturini
Lineage: Eukaryota; Metazoa; Nematoda; Enoplea; Dioctophymatida; Soboliphymatidae
Source: the annotation of a GenBank genome assembly
AUGACCGUAGACGUCCAUUUAGGAUCUGAGGGUCGCGCCGGCAUGCUUGCAAUCGUCGAUGUCAAGAAGACCAUCAACAUCGAAGGGUUCUACUCGCUUCUUUGCAACUAUCUUUCCCGGUACGCCGUUCCAAUUUUCAUGCACUUCUGCCAGGAUGAGGAAACGACCGGUCAGUGAAG